AGGCCGUGGCCACGGGCUUCCGGAGCGCUGCUCGCCGCCGCCGCGGCUGCCGGGGACUCGGGGACUCCGGAGGCCGCUGGAGCCGGUCUGGGCCGGACCCCCGGAGGCGCGGCUGCAGCCCCGGCCCCGCCCGCCGCACCUGGAGUCAGGCUCGGAGAGGCGGGGCGGGGCCGCAGGCUGGCCGGCCGCCCGUGCUGCUCGCUGGAGCCGCCGGACCGGAGCGAGGCGUGGGGGAGGGUCUCCAGGCCGAGGCCGCGGCUCCGGGGAGAGACCCCGGCGGGGGAGGAGCCGGUCCCCGGGAGCGCAGGGGCGGCGGCGCGGGCAUGGAGCGGGCGAGCCCCGGCUGCGCGCGGCCGCGGCACCACGACGCGGUGGAAGCGUGGCUGGACGAUCACCGGGACUUCGCCUUCUCGUACUUUGUCAGGAAAGCCACCAGAGAGAUGGUCAACGCCUGGUUCGCUGAGCGAGUCCACACCAUCCCCGUCGGCAAGGAAGGCGCCCGCGGCCGCGCGGAGUCCUGCCCGUGCCCCCCGCAGCACAGCCCCCGCGCCGAGGGCAGCGCCCCGGGCACCCCCACCCGCAAAAUCUCCGCCUCGGAGUUCGACCGGCCGCUCCGGCCCAUCGUGGUGAAGGACUCGGAGGGUGCGGUCAGCUUCCUCUCGGACGCGGACAAGCAGCAGCAGAUGCCGCUCACGCCCCGCCGGUUCGACCGCGACGACGGGGACCAGUGCGCCCGGCUGCUGGACCUGGUGAAGGACAUCGCCAGCCACCUGGAUGUCACCGCCCUGUGCCACAAGAUUUUCCUGCACAUCCACGGCCUCAUCGCCGCCGACCGCUACUCGCUGUUCCUCGUCUGCGAGGACAGCUCCAACGACAAGUUCCUGGUCAGCCGCCUCUUCGACGUGGCCGAGGGCUCCACCCUGGAGGAGGCGUCCAGCAGCUGCAUCCGCCUGGAGUGGAACAAGGGCAUCGUGGGGCACGUGGCCGCCCGGGGCGAGCCCCUCAACAUCAAGGACGCCUACGAGGACCCUCGCUUCAACGCAGAGGUUGACCAGAUCACCGGCUACCGGACACAGAGCAUCCUCUGUAUGCCGAUUAAGAACCACCGCGAAGAGGUUGUCGGCGUCGCCCAGGCCAUCAACAAGAAGUCGGGAAACGGCGGGACAUUCACUGAGAAAGAUGAGAAGGACUUCGCCGCGUACUUGGCAUUUUGUGGGAUUGUUCUUCACAACGCACAGCUCUACGAGACAUCGCUGCUGGAGAACAAGAGGAAUCAGGUGCUGCUUGACCUGGCCAGCCUGAUUUUUGAAGAGCAGCAAUCCUUGGAGGUCAUUCUGAAGAAGAUCGCUGCCACGAUUAUCUCCUUCAUGCAGGUGCAGAAGUGCACCAUCUUCAUCGUGGAUGGAGACUGCUCCGAUUCCUUUUCCAGCGUGUUCCACAUGGAGUGUGAGGAGCUGGAGCGAUCAUCCGACACUGUGACAAGGGACCGGAAUGGGAGCCAGAUCAACUACAUGUACGCUCAGUACGUCGCCAGCACCAUGGAGGCGCUCAACAUCCCCGACGUCAGCAAGGACAGCAGAUUCCCCUGGGCGAAUGAAAACAUGGGGAACGUAAGCCAGCAGGGCAUUCGAAGUUUGCUUUGUACGCCUAUAAAAAAUGGAAAGAAGAAUAAAGUGAUAGGGGUUUGCCAGCUCGUGAACAAGAUGGAGGAGAACACCGGCAAGGUGAAGCCAUUCAACCGGAACGAUGAGCAGUUCCUGGAAGCUUUCGUAAUCUUCUGUGGCCUGGGGAUCCAGAACACACAGAUGUAUGAGGCGGUGGAGAGGGCCAUGGCCAAGCAGAUGGUCACGUUGGAGGUCCUGUCCUACCACGCCUCGGCCGCGGAGGAGGAGACCCGGGAGCUGCAGGCCUUAGCGGCGGCCGUGGUGCCCUCUGCCCAGACCCUGCGGAUCACCGACUUCGCCUUCAGCGACUUCGAGCUGUCGGACCUGGAAACUGCGCUGUGCACCAUCCGGAUGUUCACCGACCUCAACCUGGUGCAGAACUUCCAGAUGAAGCAUGAGGUCCUCUGCCGGUGGAUCCUGAGUGUGAAGAAGAAUUACCGGAAGAACGUGGCCUACCACAACUGGAGACACGCCUUCAACACGGCGCAGUGCAUGUUCGCCGCCCUGAAGGCAGGCAAGAUCCAGAGCAAGCUGUCGGACCUGGAGGUGCUGGCCCUGCUGGUCGCCGCCCUGAGCCAUGACCUGGAUCACCGCGGCGUGAACAACUCCUACAUUCAGCGGAGCGAACACCCGCUGGCCCAACUGUACUGCCACUCGACCCUGGAGCACCACCACUUCGACCAGUGCCUGAUGGUCCUCAAUAGCCCGGGGAACCAGAUCCUCAGUGGCCUCUCCAUCGAAGAGUAUAAGACCGCGUUGAAGAUCAUCAAGCAGGCGAUUCUGGCCACAGACCUGGCCCUGUACAUUAAGUCAACGCUCGACCACUGAGCCACGCCGGCCAGCCCAUCUCACUUUCAUGAAGUUGUGUUUAGGAAUG
Messenger RNA from Myotis myotis, 2541 nucleotides. RefSeq names its product phosphodiesterase 5A (gene PDE5A). Gene Ontology annotation, biological process: signal transduction. Bases 324 to 2492 code for a protein of 722 amino acids. The transcript has 17 exons. NCBI's taxonomy places the organism in Eukaryota, Metazoa, Chordata, Mammalia, Chiroptera, Vespertilionidae. The record is from RefSeq and is a predicted model, not a curated record. Gene Ontology annotation, molecular function: protein binding; 3',5'-cyclic-GMP phosphodiesterase activity.